AUGAAACUAAAAGAAGAUAAUCCCACCACAAAAUCUGCAACGAUUGACAAUACUCAAAGUGCAACAAACGGUAGUUCUACAGACCCACAAGAAAAGCAUAAAUAUAAGAAAGAAAAGCAUAUAACUCACAGGCAUAGUAGAAAUAAGAGCACCAAAAUAAGGAAACCUCCGCGGUUAAUUAUUAAAGCAAAUGUUAUAAAAGGAAUUAACAUUACAAUUAAUAACUCGGGUUGUAAUCCAAUGUGCUGCUUAUUUUACAAUGGGAAAGUCCUUACUACGAGCACCUUUAAAAACACUUCCGAUCCCAUUUGGGAUACUCAAUUCAAAAUUAAACUACCCGUUCUGCCAGAGAGCGAUACUUUGAGAUUUCUGAUUUUUGAUAAAUUAAGUUCAAACAAUAGUGCCACCACUACUAGCAUUACUAAUAAUUAUAAUAAUAAAAAUAACAACAAUAAUGGUGCCGUUGAUGGAGAUACCGCCAAUAGUAAUAUUGGAAGUAAUCUUGUUCCACCCAAUGUAAAUGGCACAAGGAGACAUAGAACAAACAGCACAGCAAGUCUAAACAGUAUUUCUUCCAAUUCUAGAUCACCUUUUAAUCCAUAUACGCAUAACAACAGCAAUAAUUCUUUGGAUUAUUAUCAUCACCAUUUAAAAACCAACAAUAAUGGUCAUGCUGCUAAAUUUGACAGCGAGUUAAAUUCAAUAUAUAAAAAUAGAAAUUUAAUUUUAUUAGGAGAAGUAAAAAUAUCUAUAAGACAAUUAUUUGAAAAUGUAAAGUCUGCUGACAAUAAAAAACAUAUUUUUUCCAGGAGGAAAGCAAUGGUUGAUCCAAAAUUUUACAAUUUAUUAAUUCAUUACAGAGUGCCUGAGCUUAUUAACCUCAAUACGUGUGAUAUUAAUAAUCCUAGUGUCCCUACCUCAACCUUUGUUACCAAGAGUGUUGAAACUGGUGGGAAAUUGGCCUUAUCCUUUCAAUUAAGUUCAUCUGAUAAAUCUCAAGACUUGGGUUCCCUGUUUGAAAAUUGGAAAAAUUCAUUGACAGAUUCCUUAAAACAACAGAAUGACUUCAAGAGGCAAACCUUAUUGUUAAAUUUAGAGUCACGUGAUGAUCACCUUUUAACUUCAGAUUCAAAUAAUAAAGAAACUACAUUUGCUGCUAUUAACGGUGAAUAUGAUGAUGAUUUGAGAAGGGAUGCUUCAUUUUAUGAUGAUGCUCCGUCGUUGAUAUCUAUAUCUUCUUCUGUAUCUGCUGUGUUGUCUAACGCGUCGUCCUUGGCUCCCGUCCAAGAUAUUCUCCUGAAAAACAACAACAACAAGAAUUAUUCUAAUAAGGAUAAUGACAACGAUAAUUCAUCUGAUUGUGGUGUUACCACAGAUGUUAUUGAAAACCUUUCUGAUUUUAAGCAGUUUGUUGUAUCUUCGAAUAACGAAAGAUUAAAUCGAGUCGAAGCGUCGAAUUAUUCAAGCGCUACUGAUGAUUUUUUGUCUGAUCAAACGAUGGAAGAAAAUGUUAACAACCAUAACACUAAUGCUAAUAAUAAUAAUAAUAAUAAUAAUAAUGUGUUGUUAAAGGAAAGAUCUUUAACGGACAUAGUUUUAGGUUUGAAUGAAUAUCAAAUGGAUACACCCACAGCACCUAAUUUACUUUCCAAAAAUAGCUCUUCCUUUACUACAAAUAGUAAAGUUGAAAAUAAUGCCGCUUUACCGUCGUUACAUUUAACAAUGUCUGAUACAGGAAAUAACCAAGGUGCAGUGGCUGAAAGUACCAUUUCUAAUAAUAUCAUAAAGAAAAUUUCAUCGUUAUAUUCUUUGGAUCAAGGCUAUAUAGAGGAAAAUGAAUCCGAAGAAGAAAAAGAAGAGUAUGUAGAAGACGAUGAGGCAUCUGCUAAUAAUAAUCCUAUUCUAACGAAAAGAUCUAAAAGAAGAAAGCAUAUAAGAACUACGUAUAAUCAAUGGAAUAUUUCUAAAAAAAAUCAUGCAUUGGGUGUUGUCCUUUUGGAUGUCGUUCAAAUCACUGGAUUACCCUCAUUGCAAAAUAUGAAAAAAAUUAAAUUUAAAAAAACUUAUACGAUGGACCCCUUUGUUAUUGUUACUUUCGGUAGAAGAGUCUUCAAGACCUCGUGGAAAAGACACUCUUUGAAUCCUGUCUUCAAUGAACGAAUAGUUUUUGAAAUGUACCCUGAAGAAAAAAAUUUUAAAUUUCAUUUUAAUGUUGUAGAUAAGGAUUCUUUUUCUUCGCACGAUAAAAUUGCACAAGGUGAUAUAUUAUGGGAAGAUUUGAAUUCAAAGAACAAAAAUAUUGAAAUCCCUUUAAUAUUAGAGGAUAGCUGUGUUUUAGCACCUGGUAAAAAUUCAGUGAAUGAGGUACCUAAGUUGCAUUUAAAGUAUAAAUUUUUGAAAUAUAACGAUUUAAAAACAAUAUUUUGGGAAAAUGUUUUUCGGCUGAUUCUAGUUAAUGGCACAGAUGAUAGCAUCAGUAACGAGGAUCAGAGCAAUGGCAAUAUUACCAGUACAAGCAAGGCUUCCUUUGAUAUUAUAGAGUUGACGUUAUUAUUGGAGAAAUUGGGUGAUUUUUCUCCACAGGAAAUUGAUCACUUUUUUCAGCUGAAUGGUAAGUCUGCAUGGACUUUUGAAAAGCUAACACGGGAGGAACUAAUUUUUACACUUGUUAAUCAUUCAUGUGAAUCAAAUUUUAGGAAAUUUAAUAGAUGUUUAUUUUGCCAUGAAAAGUGUUUAAAAAUUAGCACCAACAUAAGGAAUUCAAAGUUAAUUACAGAAAAUGAUUUAAUUACGCAUAUGGCUAGGUGUCCUGCAAUUAUAGCUUUAUCAAACUUCAAUUUAUCCUUUACUUCGUUGCCGAAGACAACUGGUGAAAAAAAUAAUGAGACCCUUGAUAAUAUUAAUCUUGAGUAUAAUAAUAAUAAUAAUAAUAAUAAUAACGAUGAUGAUGAUGAGGUUUUAACUUUUGGUAAUAAUGAUCGUGAACAUUAUCAUUAUAAAUACGUCAAUAAUAAUGUUGAUAAUAGUGUUGAUAAAAAUAAUGAUACUAAUGUUAAAAAUAAAAAUGAUGAUAUCACGGCUAAAAAUCUUGUUUCCCCACGUGUGAAUACAAAUCAUAAUCUGCUUAACGUUGAUUAUACCGACUAUAAUCCUAAUGAAUAUAUUAAAAAUUUAAAAUUGUUAAAACCAAGUUUUGUAUCAUCAAGUUUCGCUUCUAAAAAAUGGGUUUCAAGGGUAUUGAUUAAAAUGACUUAUGGCAAAUAUGCAUUAGGGUCAAAUAAUGCAAACAUUUUAGUUCAAGAUAGAGAUACCGGAAUUGUUAUCGAGGAAAAAAUUAGUGCACAUGUUAAAUUAGGAAUAAGAAUUCUAUAUAAUAAAAACAAUAGCAGCACCACAAGUUCAAAAAAAUUCAAAACAUUAUUGAAAAACUUAACUAUUAAACAGGGUAAAAAAUUUGAUGAUCCUGCUUCUACAAAAUACAUUGAUUCUUUUAUUCAGUUUCAUUCUUUGGAUUUAAGUGAAUGUAAAGAAACUAGUUUUAAAACAUUCAAUGAGUUUUUUUAUAGGAAGUUGAAACCGGGAGCCAGAUUGCCGGAAGUUGGAGAUCCAAGAAUUUUGAUAUCACCAGCAGACUCCAGAUGUACUGUUUUUAACACUAUUUCGAAAAGCAAGGAAAUAUGGAUUAAGGGAAGGAAUUUUACCCUAGAAAAUUUAACUAAUGGUUUAAUAAAUAAGUUGUAUCAAUCUAAAAAUUGUUCAGGCAAAAAUACUAAUGUAGACAGAGAGUACAGUAUCGGUAUAUUUAGGUUAGCACCACAAGAUUACCAUAGAUUCCAUUGCCCAUGUGAUGGUAGAAUUGGUAAACCGAAAUAUAUUAAGGGUGAAUAUUAUACAGUCAAUCCAAUGGCCGUUAGGACCGAGUUAGAUGUUUUUGGUGAGAAUGUUAGAUGUAUUAUUCCGAUAGAAUCACCCGAAUUUGGCACGCUUUUAUAUAUUCCAGUGGGUGCAAUGAUGGUAGGAUCUAUUAAGUUGACUUGUAAAGAAGGUGACGAGAUCAAGAGAGGUACCGAAUUGGGUUAUUUUAAAUUUGGCGGAUCAACGGUAUUGGUUGUAAUUCCCAAGAGAAAAGUUAUCUUUGAUAGUGACUUGGUGAAGAAUUCUAUUGAUUCUAUUGAAACACUUGUGAAAGUUGGGAUGAGCGUUGGUCAUACGCCCGGUGUAAAAGAGUUCAAGAGAGAAAGGAGAAAGGUGGAUAGUGUUGAAGAAAUGGAGAAGAUUAGAAGGUCUAUUAGUGUUGUUCUGGAAGAUAAUAUUACUGAUCCAUCUUCCUCGGCACUUUUAUCAAAGAAUUUAACAACACAGGCCACAUCUGAAAAUGAAUCGGCAAAAUCUUCGUCUUCUUCCUUAAAAAAGUUGUUCAAAGGCGGCAAAAGCUCUAGAGUCUCCACCAAUAAAAAUAAAACUGACAACAAUACCGUAAAUGAUUCAAACAAUGGGGGGGAGGAUAAGACUGUACGAAAAUCUGUUUUUGGUGGUACAUGGGAAUAUUUAACACUUACAGAACAAAUAGAUCAAGACAUCAAAAACUUAGCUGAUGGAGAUCCGGAUUUACUCUUGACAUGUCUGCAAGAGGAGGAGACCGCAUGCAAAGCUAUUACUUUGAAUAAAUAA
Messenger RNA from Saccharomycodes ludwigii, 4671 nucleotides. RefSeq names its product phosphatidylserine decarboxylase 2 (gene PSD2). The record is from RefSeq and is a predicted model, not a curated record. The coding region runs from base 1 to 4671 and encodes 1556 amino acids. NCBI's taxonomy places the organism in Eukaryota, Fungi, Ascomycota, Saccharomycetes, Saccharomycodales, Saccharomycodaceae. Gene Ontology annotation, biological process: phospholipid biosynthetic process. Gene Ontology annotation, molecular function: phosphatidylserine decarboxylase activity. The transcript has a single exon.